AUGCCACCACAUCAUUCAAAACGCUCAGUCCUCAUCACAGGCUGUUCAAACGGCGGUCUUGGCGCCGCCCUCGCAGAAGCUUUCCACGAGACUGGUCGAUGGCGUGUCAUAGCAUCUGCACGUGAUUUGACCAAGCUCCAGAGUCUGAAGGGCCUGAAGAACGGACAAGAAGAAGAUGGGAUCGAGCAGGUGCAGCUCGAUGUCGUUGACGAGGCGAGUGUUCGUGCUGCGGUCGUUGCCGUGCGGAAGCUGCUGGCUGAUGGGAAUGAUGGUCGGAAGGAUGGGGAGAAGGUGGGAUUGGAUGCGAUUUGCUUGAAUGCUGGAGGAGGGUAUAGCAUGCCCCUGACCGACAUCCCGCCUUUCUCGCCUUUGCUUCCCGCCGUCUUCAACCUCAACGUCUUCUCUCAACUCAGCAUCCUCAACGUCUUUCUUCCACUCCUUCUUGCCAGCAGUAGCUGCAAUAGCGGCAAACCUCUCGUCAUAGCCCACACUUCGAUCGCAGCCCACCCAAACGGCAACCUCCCCUUCACCGGCGCCUAUAACGCGUCAAAGGCCGCCAUGUCGCACCUGACGCAAUGCCUGCGCACGGAAUUGGGCUUGUUGGACAUUGACGUUAUCGAACUACGAACGGGAGGAGUGAGAAGUCAGUUCUAUGGCAACUUACAGCAAGGAAAGGCCAGGGUGCCGGAAGGGAGCAUUUGGGAAACAGAGGGCGUGAAAGAAGUGGUGGAGGGGUUGAUGGACGGCGAGAAGUUUGGUGCAGGGUUUAGUGAAAGGGCGGAGUGGGCUAGGGAGAUUGUGCGGGAUGUUGAAAAUGGUACCCAGAAAAUCAUCUACAGGGGCAGCAAUGCAGCUAAUGUCAAGUGGGUGGGCCGUUUGAUUCCGAUGUGGAUUUAUGACAUGAUCAUGGCGCGUAUGCUGGGGAUCGGACACUUGCCAGGACUUUUGCGGGCGGCGUUGGAGGGAAGGUCGCUGGUCACUGAGGAAGAGCAAGAUUAUCAAGGUUGA
This is a messenger RNA of Cyphellophora attinorum, 1008 nucleotides long. RefSeq names its product NADPH-dependent 1-acyldihydroxyacetone phosphate. The coding region runs from base 1 to 1008 and encodes 335 amino acids. Gene Ontology annotation, biological process: phosphatidic acid biosynthetic process; triglyceride catabolic process. NCBI's taxonomy places the organism in Eukaryota, Fungi, Ascomycota, Eurotiomycetes, Chaetothyriales, Cyphellophoraceae. Gene Ontology annotation, molecular function: acylglycerone-phosphate reductase (NADP+) activity; triacylglycerol lipase activity. Gene Ontology annotation, cellular component: lipid droplet; endoplasmic reticulum. The transcript has 3 exons. The record is from RefSeq and is a predicted model, not a curated record.